GGAGCCACCGGAGCGGCGCGGGUUCUCAGGUGAGCGCUCUGUGGCCGGGGCGGGCCGGCCGGCGCCUGGAGAUCCGGCAUCCGAUCCUCGCGGACUCUGCGGGCGUAGGAGGGACGUCCGGAGGAGGCGCGGGGAUCUGGCCAGGGUCCGGGCGUCGGAACCCCGGCCUCAAGCGGGAGGGGGCUCCGGAGCUGCGGGGAGGCAAGAUGACUUCUCUCCCCCAAACUUGGAACAGCUGAAGGAAACAACAGUACAAGAUGAGAACAACAAAGGUCUACAAACUCGUCAUCCACAAGAAGGGCUUCGGGGGCAGUGACGAUGAGCUAGUCGUGAACCCCAAAGUAUUUCCACACAUCAAGCUUGGAGACAUCGUGGAGAUUGCCCACCCCAACGAUGAGUACAGCCCUCUGCUUUUGCAGGUCAAGUCACUUAAGGAGGAUUUGCAGAAAGAAACUAUCAGUGUGGACCAGACGGUGACUCAGGUGUUCCGGCUAAGACCUUAUCAGGAUGUGUAUGUGAAUGUUGUAGACCCUAAGGAUGUGACCCUUGACCUUGUGGAAUUAACCUUUAAGGAUCAAUAUAUUGGCCGUGGGGAUAUGUGGCGACUAAAGAAAAGUUUGGUCAGCACAUGUGCCUAUAUCACUCAGAAGGUGGAAUUUGCAGGCAUCAGGGCACAGGCUGGUGAGCUCUGGGUCAAGAAUGAGAAGGUCAUGUGUGGUUAUAUCAGCGAAGAUACCAGGGUGGUGUUCCGUUCUACGUCGGCUAUGGUUUACAUAUUUAUUCAGAUGAGCUGUGAAAUGUGGGAUUUUGAUAUUUAUGGGGAUCUGUAUUUUGAGAAAGCUGUGAAUGGUUUCCUUGCUGAUCUCUUCACCAAGUGGAAGGAGAAGAACUGCAGUCAUGAAGUGACAGUGGUCCUGUUUUCUAGGACUUUUUAUGAUGCAAAAUCUCUUGAUGAAUUUCCUGAAAUAAACCGAGCCUCAAUUAGGCAGGAUCACAAGGGGCGAUUCUAUGAAGACUUUUACAAGGUGGUGGUGCAGAACGAGAGGAGGGAAGAGUGGACCUCACUCCUCGUGACCAUCAAAAAGCUCUUCAUCCAGUACCCGGUGCUGGUGCGGCUGGAACAGGCAGAGGGCUUUCCUCAAGGAGACAAUUCUACCUCAGCACAAGGAAAUUACCUAGAGGCCAUCAACCUGUCCUUCAACGUGUUUGACAAGCACUAUAUCAACCGCAACUUUGACCGAACCGGGCAGAUGUCGGUGGUGAUCACACCCGGGGUGGGCGUGUUCGAAGUGGACCGGCUGCUCAUGAUCCUGACCAAGCAGCGGAUGAUAGAUAACGGAAUCGGUGUGGACCUGGUGUGCAUGGGGGAGCAGCCGCUGCACGCGGUCCCGUUGUUCAAGCUGCACAAUCGGAGUGCCCCUCAUGACUCCCGUCUGGGCGAUGACUACAACAUCCCUCACUGGAUAAACCACAGUUUCUACACAUCCAAAAGCCAGCUCUUUUGUAAUAGUUUCACUCCACGAAUUAAACUGGCAGGAAAGAAGCCCACCUCUGAGAAAGCAAAAAACGGCCGUGAUACAUCUCUCGGGACCCCCAAAGAAUCCGAGAACACCCUUCCCAUCCAGGUGGAUUACGAUGCUUACGACGCACAAGUCUUCAGGCUCCCGGGUCCCUCCCGGGCUCAGCGCCUCGCCACCUGCAGGUCUGUGCGAGAGCGGGAGAGUCACAGCCGGAAGAGCGCCAGCUCCUGUGACGUUUCGUCCAGCCCUUCGCUGCCCGGCCGGACGCUGCCCACAGAGGAGGUGAGGAGCCAGGCUUCCGACGACAGCUCGCUGGGCAGGAGCGCCAACAUCCUGGUGAUCCCUCACCCCCACCUGCACCAGUACGAAGUCAGCAGCUCCCUGGGCUACACCAGCACUCGAGACGUCCUGGAGAACAUGAUGGAGCCACCACAGCGGGAUUCCAGCGCACCGGGCCGGUUCCACGUGGGCAGCGCAGAGUCCAUGCUGCACGUCCGCCCCGGGGGGUACACGCCCCAGCGGGCACUGAUUAACCCCUUUGCACCCUCGCGGAUGCCCAUGAAGCUCACGUCCAACAGGAGGCGCUGGAUGCACACUUUCCCUGUGGGACCGUCCGGAGAGGCCAUUCAGAUCCAUCACCAGACCCGACAGAACAUGGCAGAGCUGCAGGGCAGCGGACAGAGGGACCUGACCCACUCCUCCGCGGAGCUGCUGGAGCUGGCAUACCACGAGGCCGCCGGCAGGCACAGCACUUCCCGCCAGCCUGGCGACAGCACGUCCUUCUUGAGCUUCGCUGGGACGGAGGAGCUCUCGGUCAGCCUGCUCAGCGGCAGUGGUGCAGGUGUGAAUCCUCGGACCCAGAAUAAGGAUUCUCCGGAGGACAGUGUGUCUACCUCUCCAGACCCAAUUCUGACGCUGUCUGCUCCCCCUGUAGUGCCAGGCUUCUGUUGCACAGUUGGUGUGGACUGGAAGUCACUCACGACUCCCGCGUGCCUCCCCCUCACCACGGACUACUUCCCCGACCGCCAGGGCCUACAGAACGACUACACGGAGGGCUGCUACGAUCUCCUCCCAGAGGCUGACAUUGACAGGAGGGACGAGGAGGGUGUGCAGAUGACGGCCCAGCAGGUGUUUGAAGAGUUCAUCUGCCAGCGGCUCAUGCAGGGUUACCAGAUCAUUGUUCAGCCCCGUGCACAGAAGCCCAGCCCUGCCGGCCCACCGCCACUCAGCAGCAGCCCGCUCUACAGCCGGGGCCUUGUGUCCCGAAACCGCCCAGAGGAGGAAGACCAGUACUGGCUGAGCAUGGGCAGAACCUUCCACAAAGUCACACUGAAAGACAAGAUGAUCACAGUGACCCGGUACCUUCCCAAGUACCCGUACGAGUCUGCCCAGAUCCACUACGCCUACAGCCUCUGCCCCUCCCACUCCGAUUCAGAGUUCGUCUCCUGUUGGGUGGAAUUCUCCCAUGAGCGACUGGAGGAGUACAAGUGGAAUUACUUAGAUCAGUACAUCUGCUCUGCCGGCUCCGAGGACUUCAGCUUAAUCGAGUCCCUGAAGUUCUGGAGGACACGCUUCCUGCUGCUGCCGGCCUGCGUCACCGCCACCAAGCGCAUCACGGAGGGAGAGGCCCACUGCGACAUCUACGGGGACCGGCCGCGGGCGGACGAGGAGGAGUGGCAGCUCCUGGACGGCUUCAUCCGCUUCGUGGAGGGCCUGAACCGCAUCCGCCGGCGGCACCGCUCCGACCGCAUGAUGCGGAAAGGGGCCGCCAUGAAAGGCUUACAGAUGGCCGGGCCCAUCCCCACGCACUCCCUUGAAUCGGCCGGCCCCCCGGUUGGGAAGAAGGGAACCUCAGCUCUGUCCGCCCUGCUGGAGAUGGAGGCUAGUCAGAAGUGCCUGGGAGAGCAGCAGGCAGCGGCACAUGGGGUCAAGAGCUCCGCCCCGCCGGCCGAGAGCAGCGGUGUUGCCAUGACUCCCACCUACGUGGACAGCCCGCGAAAGGACGGGGCCUUCUUUAUGGAGUUUGUCCGCAGCCCGCGCACAGCAGCAUCCGCCUUCUACCCGCAGGUGUCUUUGGACCAGACGGCUGCCCCAGUGCUGGACGGCAGCAGCUUGGGGGUGAGCACAGGCCAGUCCGUGGACAGGGGUAACAGCCAGACCUUCGGGAACUCGCAGAGCUUGGGGGAACAGGGCUUCCCCUCUGCAAACUCCAGUGAUAGCAGCUCUCAGCAACUGGCGGCCAGCUCCCUGACCUCUUCCUCCACCCUGGUGGAGAUCCUGGAGGCCAUGAAGCACCCCUCCCACAGGGAUUUCCCUGCGUCUGGGAGCAGCGGGGAGGAAUUGUGCUGUGAGGGCCCUCCCUUCCGUGGGGGACUCUCUUCUUUCCGCACCUCCUCUCCCCUUGUGGCCUCCUCGGAACUCAGGACAGGUGUCCAGCUGCUCCCUGAGCAGAAGGGCCUGUCGCCGAGCUGCUUCAUCAGCGCGGAGGUGGUGCACUGGCUGGUGAAUCACGUGGAGGGGGUCCAGACGCAGGCCAUGGCCAUCGACAUCAUGCAGAAAAUGCUGGAAGAGCAACUCAUCACACACGCCUCUGGCGAAGCCUGGCGGACCUUCAUCUACGGCUUCUAUUUCUACAAGAUCGUGAUGGACAGAGAUCCCGAGCGAGUGGCUGUGCAGCAGCCCACCACCUGGCAUACGACGGCAGUGGAUGACUUCGCCAGCUUCCAGCGCAAGUGGUUCGAGGUGGCCUUCGUGGCGGAGGAGCUCCUGCACUCGGAGAUCCCUGCCUUCCUGCUGCCCUGGCUGCCCAGCCGGCCAGCCUCCUACGCCAGCAGGCACAGCUCCUUCAGCCGCAGCUUCGGGGGCCGCAGCCAGGCCGCCGCGCUCUUGGCCGCCACUGUCCCGGAGCAGAGGACCGUGACCCUGGAUGUGGACGUGAACAACCGCACGGACCGCCUGGAGUGGUGCAGCUGUUACUACCACGGCAACUUCUCUCUGAACGCGGCCUUUGAGAUCAAGCUGCACUGGAUGGCUGUGACCGCCGCAGUGCUCUUUGAGAUGGUCCAAGGUUGGCACCGCAAGGCCACCUCCUGUGGCUUUUUGUUGGUGCCGGUUUUGGAGGGGCCCUUUGCUCUGCCCAGUUACCUGUACGGCGACCCGCUCCGGGCCCAGCUGUUCAUCCCACUCAACAUUAGCUGCCUGCUCAAGGAGGGCAGCGAGCACCUAUUUGACAGCUUUGAACCAGAAACAUACUGGGACCGAAUGCACCUUUUCCAGGAAGCCAUUGCACACAGGUUUGGGUUUGUACAAGAUAAAUACUCUGCAUCCGCUUUCAACUUCCCAGCAGAGAACAAGCCUCAGUACAUUCACGUCACAGGGACGGUGUUCCUGCAGCUGCCCUACUCCAAGCGCAAGUUCUCGGGGCAGCCGCGGCGGCGCCGCAACUCCACCAGCUCCGCCAGCCAGACCCUGUUCUGCGAGGAGCGCGUGGGCUACAACUGGGCCUACAACACCAUGCUCACCAAGACCUGGCGCUCCAGCGCCACCGGCGACGAGAGGUUUGCCGACCGGCUGCUGAAGGACUUCACAGACUUCUGUGGCAACCGUGACAAUCGGCUGGUGGCCUUCUGGACCGGCUGCCUGGAGAAGAUGCAUGCCAGCGCCCCGUGAUGGGCCAGGGUGCUGGGAGCUGGCGUCCCACUGCCCAUGAGACUCAGAGGGGGAUGGUCAGGCAGGCUCAGCGGAUGGGGGUUGUGGGGGUGCAUGUCCCCCACCAGUGUCCAUCCUCUCCCCGAAGGGAGGCUGCAGGAGCCGCUGUGCCCUGGGAGUGGGCGGGAGGGCAGCCCCGUGAGCAUCCGCAGUCUGGCGAAGCGGGACCUGCCGCUUCCCUCCCAGGAGGAGUGCGCACAGGAUGUAUAAUUUUGUGAAAUAAUGUACCAUAGGCUCACACAGCUGUAUAUACCUGUACAGAGCAGAAGCGGGAAUAAAGUGCCCCAGGCAGCA
Messenger RNA from Cervus elaphus (red deer), 5522 nucleotides. It is a transcript of the gene DEPDC5, whose product is annotated as DEP domain containing 5, GATOR1 subcomplex subunit. The coding region runs from base 258 to 5189 and encodes 1643 amino acids. Gene Ontology annotation, molecular function: GTPase activator activity. The transcript has 43 exons. The record is from RefSeq and is a predicted model, not a curated record. Gene Ontology annotation, biological process: intracellular signal transduction; negative regulation of TORC1 signaling; cellular response to amino acid starvation. Gene Ontology annotation, cellular component: GATOR1 complex; lysosomal membrane. Lineage: Eukaryota; Metazoa; Chordata; Mammalia; Artiodactyla; Cervidae.